UCGAGUCGGACCACUGCAGGAGGGGAGGAUGUGGGAACAAAGAUCGCACCUGAGCGAAAACAAACGCCGCUUGAGGACGGGCGACUAUCUGAUAAAAUUGAUGUUUAUCCUCUCCUAAAUUUGUCACACCAGUGAAAGCGUGAAACUCGCAGUAAUGUCAUUAGCCAAAUGGUUUCUUCGUGCUAGCUAUGUUUAAUAGAAAUUAUGACGAAUCCAGCGGUAACGGCCUGGUAGCAGCGACAAUGCUCCGGCCUGUCAUAACCGGCCUCUUCAGAUUUUGUCCGUCACAUCAAUGACCAUGGAUGUCAGAGCGGUUCUGGAGUUCGCCACAGUCACCAGGGGCCUCUCACUGUUUUUGCAGGCUGUCUUGAACGCUGCCAUCCCUGACCAUGAAGCUGAUGCAUUCAGGCCCCCGCGCACAGAGGAGCCUCUGUACUUGGACUCUGUAGUGGAGUGGUUAUUGGGUGGCCUCUCUCAUUGGGACGCCGAGCACUUCCUCUUCAUUGCUGAGAGAGGAUACCUCUACGAGCACAACUUUGCUUUUUUCCCCCUUUUCCCUGUUGUCCUCCGAGGCCUGGCAGAGACGCUGCUGUGGCCCCUGAGCGGCUGGUUGAGUGUGCGGGGACGACUGCUCGUGGCCGUUGCUUUGGGGAACAGUGCCCUCUUCCUGCUGAGUGUGGUUGCCUUGCAUGCACUUAGCAGAAUAGUUUUGCAGGACAGACGUCUUGCUCUGCUGUCCAGCCUUCUCUACUGCAUCACACCUGCCAAUGUUUUCAUGACUGCUGGAUACUCAGAGAGCCUGUUUGCUGCCCUCACUUUUGGUGGUCUGUUCCUCCUGGAGAAAGGAUUCACCUUCCGAGCCUGCUUGGCCCUCAGUAUAGCCACUGCGGCACGAUCCAAUGGACUUGUCAACAUCGGAUAUCUACUGUAUCUUCCCUCGCUGCACGCCAUUUCUCAGAUUCGUGUGUAUCGUACAACGACAAAAGGCCACAUUAAAUUAUUCCACUACAUGUGGGUCGUCAUUCGUCUCCUGCUCACCUCCCUCUUGGGAACUGCAAUUAUUGCCCUUCCCUUCUGUGCUUUCCAGUACUAUGGGUAUAGGACGUUUUGCACACCAUCCGUCUCCCUGGAGCGGAUCCCCCCCGCUCUUCUGUCGCUCGCUGAACGGAAGGGCUACCGGGUUCCAGAUGAAAAUGGUCCACCACCCCUCUGGUGCAUGAGACCCCUCCCCCUACUUUAUUCUCAUAUCCAGGACGUGUAUUGGGACGUGGGCUUCCUCCGUUAUUUUGAGCUGAAGCAGAUACCGAACUUUAUUCUGGCUCUACCUAUGGCUACCCUCGGCAUAAUGGCAGCUUAUGCAUAUUUUCAAGCUAAUCCAGAACUGUGCCUGAGACUUGGACUUUGGGAAACGGGUGCGACGAAAGGGCUUGACAAACCCACACCGGGAUUCUUCAACCCCAGAGUUUUUGUGUAUGUUGUACAUUCAACAGUACUCCUGGUGUUUGGAACAUUGUGCAUGCACGUGCAGGUUCUAACCAGAUUCAUGGCCUCCUCCUCUCCUGUGCCGUUCUGGAUAAGUGCUCAUCUGCUCCUCCUCAAUGAGCCACUUCUUCAUCGAAGGAAAACAUCAAACCCCAACGUACAGCUACAGACACAUUCCAGAAAUGGAUGCAAGCACACACCUCAAAACCCCAUCACUGCGCUGCUGCCACAUUUUAAAACCUGUUCACCUACGACACAGAGCAUCCUGGGAUACUUCCUCUCUUACUGGGUGCUGGGGCUCACGCUACAUUGUAACUUUUUGCCAUGGACUUGACUUUAGGCAUUACUCUGAGCUUUAAAUGCAAUAUUUCUAUGUGGGACUGGGCUGUUUACCAUAUUUUAAUUUAUAUGAAUCCACACACAGGUGUUUUUUCAGUAUAUCAUCAUCCAUAGUCAUUUUUUAUGCCAGUAAUUGUUAAAUAGUUCAGUACAAUAUUGCAUUACAAAGAGAUUGUGAAAAUUUCUGUCAAUGUCACAUUUAUUUUUAAGUAGAUUACUGUAUUUUGUUUUUGGGAGAAAAACAAUAUCCAAACCAAAGAAAACUACAAAAAAAUGCUUUGCCUCCUAUUUGGGUUAUGUAGCCCAGUCCUACAUAGACCUUAAUGACAUGAUUACAUUUUUGAUGCAGAUUUAUUCAGGCAGUAGAUUUGCACAUCUUAGUCAAAUGUGUUUGUAGUUGUUUGAAAUUAAACUAAAUUGUAAAAUAUACCUGAAAAUUAAUUCAACACUUUGGUUGUACUUGAAAAAAAAACAAUAUUUUUAUUUCAUGCUUAGUUCUCGCUGAAACAUUCUGAUUUUAUUUACUCAGUUUAAUGUUGCACUGCAUGUUUGGAAGAAUUAUUCCAAGUUACAGUUUGGGACUUUUGGAUGUCAAUGAAAAAAAUAAAGAUUCUG
Xiphias gladius (swordfish) is the source of this 2436-nucleotide messenger RNA. It is a transcript of the gene pigv, whose product is annotated as phosphatidylinositol glycan anchor biosynthesis, class V. The record is from RefSeq and is a predicted model, not a curated record. Gene Ontology annotation, biological process: GPI anchor biosynthetic process. Gene Ontology annotation, molecular function: GPI mannosyltransferase activity; alpha-1,6-mannosyltransferase activity. The coding region runs from base 293 to 1816 and encodes 507 amino acids. NCBI's taxonomy places the organism in Eukaryota, Metazoa, Chordata, Actinopteri, Istiophoriformes, Xiphiidae. The transcript is spliced from 3 exons. Gene Ontology annotation, cellular component: endoplasmic reticulum membrane; mannosyltransferase complex.